Molecule: messenger RNA, 2286 nt
Organism: Talpa occidentalis (Iberian mole)
Lineage: Eukaryota; Metazoa; Chordata; Mammalia; Eulipotyphla; Talpidae
Gene: ELMOD3
Product: ELMO domain containing 3
Exons: 11
Coding region: 467-1552 (361 amino acids)
Source: RefSeq, a predicted model, not a curated record
UAGUUGUUUUUGUUGUUAGAAGCUUCUGUUCACCUUUGGGUCAGUUGCUUUCCUAGUAGCUUAUUUUCUAAGUGUGUCAUGGGAUUUUAUUCUGGAUUUGCUUGGAUGGGAGGGGAAUUUCAAUGAGAAACCUGUAAUUCAUUAAUUUGGAUUGUUUACGUCACUGGCCCUUUCUUUGUCCAAUACCUGCGCUGGCUUGAUUAUCCUCAGGACUCUUGGUUCAGUGUCAUGAAUUUGUGUCAACCUGGCAGCCUAUCCUACCUUACUUUCUGCCUACCUUGCCCAGAAAUAGUCUUACAUGGAGCCUGUCACAAUCAGUGGCCAGAAAUGGGGCGAAGUUUUGCUUUGGAAGUCCAGAAAGGUUUUCUUCACUGUACUAAGAUAGGUGAACUGUUCUUCCAGAGGGAAGUCUUUGAACACCUGGAGGGACCGAAUUGCAGAGGAAAGGAAGGAUGAAGCUGAAAAUAUGUCUGCCACUUGCUCUCCACCAUAUGACAAGGACAACAGUGCUCUUCUGGCUUUCAGAGGAAUUCCUAUCUCAGAGUUGAAGAACCAUGGUGUCCUCCAGGCCCUUACAACCAAAGCUAAUGGAUGGCAGCCAGGCGUUGUAAGUACAGAGGUGCUCAAAGCCCAAGAAGAAUGGGAGGCCGUGGACAAUAUCCUGCCAGAGACAGGAAAUCAGACAAGCUCAGACCAGCCUGGACAGCUGAUCUCCUUCAGUGAGGCGCUACAGCAUUUCCAGACAGUGGACCUCUCCUCCUUCAAGAAAAGAAUCCAGCCAACUAUUCGAAGGACCGGGCUUGCUGCCCUCCGGCACCGCCUCUUCGGGCCUCCCAAGCUCCAUCAGGGCCUCUGUGAGGAAAGGGACUUGGUCCUGACCAUUGCUCAGUGUGGCCUGGAUAGCCAAGACCCAAUGCAUGGCCGAGUCCUCCAGACCAUCUACAAGAAGCUGACUGGCUCCAAGUUUGACUGUGCCCUCCAUGGAGACCACUGGGAAGAUCUGGGCUUUCAAGGAGCAAAUCCAGGCACAGAUCUGAGAGGGGCAGGCUUCCUUGCCCUCCUGCAUCUGCUGUACCUGGUGAUGGACUCAAAGACUUUACUGAUGGCCAAGGAGAUUUUCCGCCUAUCUCACCACCAUAUCCAGCAAUUCCCUUUCUGUUUGAUGUCUGUGAAUAUCACCCGCAUCGCAAUCCAGGCCUUAAGGGAAGAGUGUCUUUCCAGGGAGUGUAAUCGGCAGCAGAAGGUGAUCCCGGUGGUGAACAGCUUCUACGCCGCCACUUUCCUCCGUCUGGCACAUGUCUGGAGGACACAGCAGAAGACCAUCUCCGACUCAGGCUUUGUCCUCAAAGACUUGGAAGUGUUGGCCAAGAAGAGCCCAAGACGGCUGCUUAAAACCCUGGAGAUCUACUUGGCUGGAGUAUCAAAGGGACAAGCCUCCUUGUUAGGCGCACAGAAGAGCAAUGGGCCACAAGCCUCUCACUCCAAGGACCUCACGUUCACAGGUGUGUGCGACCUGCUGCCACACUCAUCGGAGGGCACACGGCUGAUAUGACCAACCCCAGAGGCUGACUGAUAGACGUAAAGGCUGGACCACUGGGGCUUUCAGAAGGCACAGGACAAACCAUCUCAGGAGUACCCUGGCUGGGCCAACUCCCUUCCUGUCUCAGCAGAAGGGACAUAGGACAUAGGGACCAUAGUCUGGGGAGCCACGGACCCUUAUACACAAGACAUUGGGGGUGGUGACCUGAUCCACUCCCCACAGUCUUGCUUCCAGAGCAAGGAGAAUUUUGCCCUAAUCUUAGUUGGACUGUAGCUUACAGAGUUGCCUUCCAGGACCUCUCAAUAAGCAAGUGGAUCAUGCCCCCUCCCCCGGGUGUUGCAUAUAUCCCUAUGUUGAAGGAUAUUUCCAAGUAAAGGCGCCAGAAUUCUGACUCCCUGGGCAGCAGGGCUGUCAGGCCCCAGAUGUCUAUAGGACAGUCUAUGUAUUUAGAAAUUAAAAGAAGGCAGUAGAGGCAGCAACCAGCAGGGGGCAGCAUCAACCAGAGCAAGCCAACUGAGACUGCAGCUGAGCCUGCCUUCUCCAUCCACAGGGCCAGCAUCAGGAUCCCAUCCCACCUUGUGUUUAUCCCACCUUCACCUCUCACCAGUCCUCCUGCCCCAUGGAAGUUGUGCAUUUCCCCUUAGGGUUUCUGGCCUGCUUGAGGGAAAGCAGAUAUGCACACACCAGCAGUUUUUGAAUAAAAUUGUAUUGGGUUAAAGAUCUUAAGUAUUUGCCUCCAAGACAAG